AUGGCUGGUCGCCAGAACGUGUGUUGGAACCUGAUUGCCUGUGUUUCCUUGGAGGCACGCGCGCCUGUGGGGGAGGGAGGGGUGAGGGGCCUGGUGCUGGCUUGCAUGUACAGUAGAUAUCCCGACACGGUUUUGUCGCGUCGCUUGUUGUUCAGCCUGAGGGAACUUGUUGGUCGGACAGUUUACGCAACAACAACAACAACAACAACAACAACAUACAACAACAAACCGAAUACCACCCCAAAGCAUCCCAUCACCAUGUCUGAGCCCGCCACCAACGGCGCCAGCAAUGGCCGCAACCUCAACCCCUUCUCCAAGCGCUCCGACUUCUCUGCGCAGUCCAUCUUACUCUACAAAAUCACCACCUCAGCCAGCUGGCUCUUGUUCCUCGUAACAGCAUGCUACUACGUCUUCAACAAGCCGCACGAAGGCCACCAUCCGCACGGCAGAUUCUGGCAGCACAACUAUCCGACUCCAUUCGCACAGAGCAGCAUCAUCACCUCCAUCUACUGGAUCAUCCUCUUCAUCCUCCAACUCUUCUAUGCCUACGCCCUCCACACAUCCAACACCGUCUACGUCCACGCCGCCGCAAACAUUGGCUCCCACUUCAUCGCCCACAACCUCCUCCUCUUCGCCUUCGUCCACCUCUGGGUACGCUCCCACUUUUGGCUCGCCGAAUUCCUACUCCUCGUCAACUUUUGCAAUCUCUCGGCCGCCUACUUUCGUCACUCCACUAGCCCCCGCCUCAUCCACGUCGGUGCGGUUUCGGGCCCACUGGCCUGGAACUUUGUCGCAUUGUAUUGGUGUGGUGCCGUGGCUGUGCACACGAACCAUGCGGCUGCGAGGAUUGUAGCUAAUGUCUUCAUUUGGGGUUGGGCGGGCUAUGGUGUCUUCUUCUUGGCUGCGUACAAGGAUUAUACCAUGGGCUUUGCGCUUUCCGUGCUCUCGGUUUCAACUGGAGUAGGCCAAUUCCUCACGAAACCACACAUCCUCCAACUGCAAUGGAUCUUUGCCUUCUCCAUUGGCGGCCUCCUCUUCAUCCUCUCCCUCGCCGUCGGUCUGCCCGGCCUCCUAGGCCGUGAUCCCUUCCCCCGCGGUGCCAUUGUGGACGAGGACCGCGAACGCGCUCCGCUGCUUGCUGAUGAGUAA
Messenger RNA from Plenodomus lingam JN3, 1149 nucleotides. RefSeq lists its product as uncharacterized. Lineage: Eukaryota; Fungi; Ascomycota; Dothideomycetes; Pleosporales; Leptosphaeriaceae. The record is from RefSeq and is a predicted model, not a curated record.